This is a messenger RNA of Dicentrarchus labrax (European seabass), 2400 nucleotides long. It is a transcript of the gene mbd3b, whose product is annotated as methyl-CpG binding domain protein 3b. Gene Ontology annotation, molecular function: DNA binding. Lineage: Eukaryota; Metazoa; Chordata; Actinopteri; Moronidae. The transcript is spliced from 7 exons. The coding region runs from base 250 to 1074 and encodes 274 amino acids. The record is from RefSeq and is a predicted model, not a curated record.
GCCCUCAUGCCCCGGCGAGACUGGCAGGUAGUGAUGUGGCUGAGACGCGGCGGAGCGAUCUGCGCGACGACAAAGAGACGAGAUGUUGUUAGCAGGGAGAUCCCAUUACUGAGGACGCAUGUUGUAAUAUGGUCGAAACAAAAGCGUAAGAAGCGAUAGGCCUGCCAUCCAAAAAAAAUCGACACAUUUCCUUAAAAGCCAAUCUGCUUAUUAACUUUUUAGUGGAUUUAUAGGCUACUCGCGUGGGAAAUGGAGAAGAAAAGGUGGGAUUGCACUGCUCUCCCCAAGGGCUGGAAAAUGGAAGAAGUGACCAGAAAGUCGGGUUUGUCCGCUGGAAAAAGCGAUGUCUAUUAUUUUAGUCCAUCUGGGAAGAAGUUUCGGAGCAAGCCUCAGCUGGCCCGUUACCUUGGUAACCAGAUGGACCUCAGCUCCUUUGAUUUCCGCACGGGGAAGAUGCUGAUGAGCAAGCUGAACAAGAACCGCCAGAGAUUGCGCUAUGAUAACAACAACCAGAACAAGGGCAAACCUGACUUGAACACAUCGCUCCCAGUCAGACAGACUGCCUCCAUCUUUAAGCAGCCUGUUACAAAGGUUACCAACCACCCAAACAACAAAGUGAAGACGGAUCCGCAGAAAGCAGUUGACCAACCCAGACAGCUAUUUUGGGAGAAGAAACUCAGCGGUCUUAAUGCUUACGACAUCGCAGAGGAGCUUGUGAAAACAAUGGAACUGCCUAAAGGACUGCAAGGUGUUGGUCCAGGCUGCACAGACAAGACUCUCCUGUCGGCUAUUGCGAGCGCUCUGCACACCAGUGCCGCUCCCAUCACGGGCCAGCUGUCUGCGGCCGUGGAGAAGAACCCAGGAGUGUGGCUUAACACGGCUCAGCCGCUGUGCAAGGCCUUCAUCGUCACUGAUGAGGACAUCAGGAAACAGGAGGAGCUGGUGUACAGUGUGAGGAAAAGGCUGGAAGAGGCACUGAUGGCUGAUAUGUUGGCCCACGUCGAGGAGGCUGCGAACGAAGGAGAGGCUCUGAAGGAGGAAGGCAACGGCAGUGAAGAUAUGGAGAGCGUAUAGCACAGGGUUUUGUGAAGUCCGGAUUGGGUUUGUUCAACGCCUGCACACACACACAGGCUCAUGAACAGUAGGAGCCCUGCAGCAGUCCAGCCCUGAUGAGCUGUCCCCUUGUAUCCGCGUCCAACUUAAACCUUAACCUGACUUACACUGGUCCCGUUCAACCUAAAAGAACUGUCUUCCCCUUGGGAACUUUGGAGUCUCAAAUGUGUCUGUUCAUCAUUAGGUCCACUGGAUGGGACUCCUCGACUUCAACUCCAAUUAAGUCACUUGAUGUGUUUCUGAGCUCAGUUGAUUUUUCACUAGGACAUUUUAAAAUAUUUAAAAAAGAAAUGACAUUAAAUGAACUUGCAAAUAUUAAAAAAUAACUUAUCUACAGUUUGUCAAAUUUAGUGUUCGAUGAUGAGCGUAUUUUUUACUAAAAGGCUUUGAAUGGGUAUGUAUUUUUGUGACAAUCAUGUCAAAUCCAAACAUUUUAUGUCAGAAGAAAGUUCGAUCUGGGUGCUUUUUCUUUUGUUUUGGGCAGAUUGGAAAUGAAUGUUUUGUAUUUUCGACAUGUCUCUUGAAUUUUAUGAUGCACUCCAUGAGUAGACACUAAACACAGACCAUCUUUUCUAGUGAUGUUACUAAUACAGAUGGCGUAGUUUGAAUCCCGUUUACAUUGGUUGGAGUGGGGACGGAGUCAAGUUUUUCUUGCUGUACUAUUGUCUAUAAUGUCAGGUGUGUUAUCCUGAGUCAGUAUUGACCAAAGAGGAGACAUGUCAUUUUAAAGAGGGUGUAGGUUGACUUGCGUGUAACUUAAAAAGUUUUCUUUGUAUUUUACCGUAAACGAUUAUAUUGGCACUGCUGUUGUACAGCUAAAAAUAAGGACAGUAAAAGGUACACGAGGGGGCUGAGCACAAUGGGAAAGACAUGACUUGAAACCUCUUUCUGUAAUAUUUUUAUUACUGUUUUUAACUCAUCAUCAUCAUAGGUGCUUACUGGUGUUGUGAAACAUUGCUGUUUAGUGCCAAGGCUUUGUUUCUGUCACAGCUUCAGUCCACUUUUCUCUUCUUUUUUAUGUGUCAAUGUUACCACACACAUGCUGCCUCCUCCUAUACCCACGCACAAAAUUGGUGACACAGCAAAUUAGUUAAGAAAUAGUUUUAAAGUCAUUUCAUUUAUUAUCUGAGGAAUAAUUAUUUUGUAUUUUUUUGUUUGUUUGUCAAGGUUUGAUGGUGAAUAAUGUAUCCAGCCCACAUCAUGAAAUUCCCUUCUCAAUAUCAGCAGGCUGAUUGCUGAAAUGAAUUUGAUUGUAUUGCUUAUUAAAAUGAGUCCGUAUGUCAAUAA